Molecule: messenger RNA, 2052 nt
Organism: Phytophthora nicotianae INRA-310
Lineage: Eukaryota; Oomycota; Peronosporomycetes; Peronosporales; Peronosporaceae
Exons: 3
Coding region: 162-1577 (471 amino acids)
Cellular component (GO): mitochondrion; cytoplasm
Molecular function (GO): ATP binding; ATP hydrolysis activity
Source: RefSeq, a predicted model, not a curated record
CUGCAUUUGAAACAUUGGGGCCGUUAAAAAAGUUUAAACCCCAUCAUCUGUGCGAACGCAACAACGCAAGCGCCCAUUUUGUCAGUAGGGCCACACGUCCUCGAGCGCGUCCUUCACAUCGUCCUAUAUAGGCAUCUCUAGACUUCCUCUCUACGUCAAAGAUGCACCGACUGACAAUCCGACGUGUGGCCUCGCUGCGUCAGUCAAAUGCAUUGCAUGCUGCACGCUGGAACUCCACUUUGGGGGCGUCUAUCCCGUCCAGCCAGCGCACGCUCCACGCCAUCUACAAGCAGCGCGCAGACAGCGGCAACGUGACCUACGACCCCGUGCAAGUGCGCGCCGUUCACCACUUGGACGCUUUAUACGACGAAGUGGUAAGCUACGGAGGUCCCAAGCCGCAAGCGACCAAUACAAACUCCUCCGGUUCGUGGUGGCAGAAGCUGACGGGCAAGGAGGAGAAGACUGAACAGGAACCGAUUAACGCACCCAAGGGGUUAUAUCUCUACGGUGGCGUGGGCUGCGGUAAAACCUUCGUUAUGGACAUGUUCUUUGACAACGUUCCAGUGGAGCACAAGCUGCGCGUGCACUUCCACGAGUUUAUGUUGGACAUCCACAAGCGGAUGCACGAGCUGCGACGACAGGGUUUCCACGAAGAUCCUAUUCCUCACAUUGCAGACGAGUUAUUGGAGAACAGCUGGCUGCUUUGCUUCGACGAGUUCCAAGUGACGGACGUGGCCGACGCGUUGAUCUUAAGGAGACUGUUCUCAGCCUUGCUAGCCAGAGGAUUCGUGAUGGUCGCGACGUCCAAUAGACCACCCAGUGAUCUGUACAAGAACGGACUACAACGUGAGCUUUUUGUGCCGUUUAUUGAUUUACUGGGAGAACGCUGCAACGUCGUAUCACUGGAGGACUCGACCACGGACUACCGCGUGCUGAAAGGUGCCAUUCAUGCUGACAAUGUGUACGAAUAUCCGAUCACUCCGGACACGCGUGCUGCAUUCGACUACGAGUUCAUGACGUACUGUAAAGGAGAGGAAACAGUGGCGACGUACGUGACCACACAGGGACGUAAAGUGCACGUACCGGAGGCUGCCGUGGAAGCUGGAGCUUGCCGUUUUACGUUCAGUGACCUGUGCGAUAAACCUCUAGGAGCAGCAGAUUAUCUGGCGAUUGCAGAAGCGUUCUCCGUUGUAUUUGUGAGUGAUAUUCCUCUGCUCAACGCCGAGAAACUGAACCAGAUGCGACGAUUCAUCACGUUCGUUGACUGCAUGUACGAUCGGGAUGUGCGGUUGCAUUGUCUAGCACCGGAAAGUCCCGAGCGUCUUUACCAAGUGGACGUUAACAUGAAAUCACAUGUCGACGAGGUCUUCGCGUUUGAUCGCACGGUGUCUCGCCUCGUCGAGAUGGGAAGCGAGGCAUAUUUGCUGGCACACAGCGAGCGACAGGAAGAAUUGCGUGGCCAAUCUCGUGCUCACUUGUUCUUGGCUCGUGGCAAUAUUGAAAGUGCUGGUGAGGUGGUGCAGGACGAAGAAGAUGAAGACGACGAGGAGCCCCAGACUGCAAGUGCGGGGAAGUAGAUCCCGGUCAACGCAGCUAAUUAAUGCUUCUCAGUCUGUACAAACAACGAGCGACGUAUCUAAUGAGAUGGACACUGCAAGUGGGCACUCUAGUGAUUUUUGGGAUUGGAAUAUGAGGAAAAGACUCACAAUUGUCUCUGUUUAUUGCGGCCUAUUGUUUGUGCGUCGUCAUUCAAGCUCGUCCAUUCUUCUUCAUCUUUUCCAUAGCUUUGGUAAACUUCUUGAUAACUUCCUUUUCGUCUUCAUCGCUGUUAAGUCGGCGACUCGCAGGUUUCUUCUCGAACUUCGCAAUCGCAACCUUGAACGCAUCCAGAGGAGACGGAGUCAUUACAUCUUCGGCACGGAGGGACCGCACCGCGUCGAUCGAUGCUGGUGCCAGAGCAAGCGCCACGCAGCUCAGCACUGCUACAAUCUGCGUCGUCUUCAUUGUUCACUCACUGCGGUGGAUUAAAAAUGAAGAGGCUCUUGAGUAUUG